Molecule: messenger RNA, 4242 nt
Organism: Xiphias gladius (swordfish)
Lineage: Eukaryota; Metazoa; Chordata; Actinopteri; Istiophoriformes; Xiphiidae
Gene: spag1b
Product: sperm associated antigen 1b
Exons: 19
Coding region: 13-2844 (943 amino acids)
Cellular component (GO): mitochondrion; cytosol
Molecular function (GO): heat shock protein binding
Source: RefSeq, a predicted model, not a curated record
ACACUAGCAGGCAUGAAUGCAGAUGCAGUUUUUUCUCUUCAAAACCAGUCCACCACUGUUGAUUAUAGUGGAAAGGUCCCCGUGGAGCACCUGGACUAUGGUUAUAUUGAAAAAUGCAAAGAUGUCAAAUACCUGGAAAAGAUCCUGAAAUUACUGAGGUCUGGUGAUGAGGGCAUUUACCCUCAUCUGAUCAAGUUCUGUGAGAGUCACUUGGAGAAACUGCACCCUAGGAGCCCAGCCCUCAGGAAGGAAAACUUUGUAGCAUCAGCAGCCAGCCUUUCUGAAGAUGAGUGGAGCCAAAUUGUUGAUGAGUUGAAGACAUGGCAAGAAGAAACCAAAAAGACUGACAAUUCACUAAAACAGCAGGCAGUGUUUGAUGAGCUAGUGAAAGAAAAUAUGGAACCCAUUAGAGGUUCCAAUUGCUCCAUUCCACUUAGUCAGACUUCAAAUGCAAUAAAAAAGAGGAAUUCUUCAAAAUGUACUCGCCCACGUGAUUAUCAAGAAUGGGACAAGUUUGAUGUGGAAAAAGAAUGUGAAAGAAUUGAUGAGAGUGUGGUCAAAAAUGAUCCACCAGCCAUUAUUAUCACAGGACAUACUAAAAUCAAGACAAAAGUGGAUGCCUCAUUGCUGACACAACAGGAGAAGUUCUUCCUGGCAAAUCGUGAAAAGGAUAAAGGCAAUGAAGCUUUCAGAGCAAACGAUUAUGAGGAGGCAGUUGCAUACUAUUCCCGGAGCCUUUCCAUUAUGCCAACUGUGGCCGCAUACAACAACAGAGCCCAGGCAGAGAUCAAUCUCAAGCACUGGCACAAAGCCAUGACAGACUGCCAGACUGUACUUGAGCUGGUACCAGGCAACAUGAAAGCCCUGCUACGCCGUGCCACUGUGCACAAGCACAUGGGCAACUUCCAACUGGCUGUUGAAGACCUGAGGAUGGUACUUAUGGAAGAUCCGCAGAAUGCUGCAGCUACAAAACUUCUGUCUGAAACUGAGAAGCUGAAGGAAUGUCAACCAGAGCAGCAAAGCAAAGGCAAAAAAAUCCUCAUCCAAGAAGUAGACGAGGAAGAUGACAACAGUAACGAUGAGACUAAAGCAGAAGCUUGUCUGGUUGAACCCAGCCAGCCUGUGGGAGGGGAGGAGUGCUCAGCUGCUCCGGCGGAAAGGGGAGACAUGGGUAACGCUCAAAAAAAGCCCCACGGCAGAGGGGACGGGGGUCCACACAGCGAGUCCAACAACUCUCAAACUGGACACUGGAGGAGCAAAGGAGGCAGCUCAGACAAAUACAAAGUCACGCAAGACUAUAAGGAAAAGGUAGCCAAUGGAACAAGCAAGAGGGGCUCGACAGCUUCAGUCCAGGCUGAUCAGAGUAACAACGGUAAGGGAACUCCGGUUGGAGGAACUGCAGGGGAAACUAUCAACCUUGAUGCCCCAUGUGGAGCCCUGCCCCCACCUCUGGCCCGUCUAAAAAAUGAAGGAAACCUGCUGUUUAAAAAUGGACAGUUUGCCGAUGCACUGGAGAAAUACUCAAAAGCCAUUCAAGGCUAUACUGAUUCAGGGAUUGACAGUCCAGAGGAUCUAUGUAUUCUGUAUUCUAACAGAGCAGCUUGCUACCUGAAAGAUGGCAACAGUCAAGACUGCAUACAGGACUGCACAAGAGCUCUGGAGCUGCAGCCAUUCUCCCUAAAGCCCCUCCUGCGCCGGGCCAUGGCUUAUGAGUCCCUGGAGCGCUACCGGAAGGCCUAUGUGGAUUACAAGACCGUCCUGCAGAUAGACAUCAGUGUGCAGGCAGCACACGACAGCGUCAACAGGAUCACAAGGCUACUGAUUGAGCAGGACGGUCCAGAGUGGAGAGAGAAACUUCCAGAGAUUCCCCUUGUGCCUCUGUCAGCUCAGCGGCAUCGCAGAGAGGAGCCACCCAGUGCAGAAGUUCUCCAGGCUCGAGCAGAGAAGGCCGCGAGGGAAGCAGAAAGGAAAGCAGAAAUUCGUUUUACAGCUUUGAAGCAAGAAGGGAACGACUUCGUGAAGAAGGGCCAAUACCAGGAUGCACUGGGAAAGUACACUGAAUGCCUUAAUCUAAAGCCAGAAGAGUGUGCUAUCUACACCAACAGAGCCCUGUGCUACUUGAAGCUGGAGAGGUUUACUGAGGCCAAGCAGGACUGUGAUGCAGCACUGAAACAGGAGCCAACCAAUAAGAAAGCCUUCUACAGAAGAGCCCUGGCCAAUAAAGGCCUCAAGGACUAUCUGGCGUGCAGCUCUGACCUACAGGAGGUGCUGCAGCAGGAUCCCAACGUGCAGGAGGCUGAGAAGGAGCUGGAGGAGGUCACAGUGCUGCUUAGACAGAGUCUGGCCACCGCCUCACCAGCCAAGCACAGGAAGACUGUCCCCAUCAGAGAGGUUGAAGGUGAUGAGGAAACGACAGCUGUUCCUAACUCAGAGGGCUGCUGCAGAGGAGAUGACAUAACCGUCAACCCCCAGCCAACCAAUGUCUAUGAGUUCGGCCAGGCUCUUAACGCAGCUUGCUGUAGCGGAAACACGGCGGUCGGAGCCGACCUGCUGGCCUCCACGGCCCCGGAGAUGCUUCCACAGUACCUGAGCACCCAGCUGGACGGACACACCAUCAGCUUCAUCGUGCAGGUGCUGGACUCCCACCUCCUGGAGAAAGACCCCAACCUGGUCUACCAACACCUCAACCAUUUGCACACCGCUGAGAGGUUCUCGACUGUUCUGAUGCUGCUGGAGAAGGACGAGCGUCGCCACUUAACUCAUCUGUUUGAACAUCUGUCAUCCACGGAGAGCGCAGAGUUCACUAAGAACGAUGUUCAGAACCUAGCCAACAAAUACAUCUGACUCUCCUGCCCCUGCUCCCUGUUGCAUGUACUGCUGCUCUACUACAACUCUUGGAUCUAUGCAAAACACUGCACAAGAAUUAAGUAAACGAAGGCAGGAAGCUAUAGAAUGUGCCCCAGAGCAAUACAGUAGACCUGGGUCACAUUCUCUCUACUGAUCUGUACUGUAAAUGAUCACUGUAUGUUUGAAUUGUUCUCUCGAAAACAUUUUGCUAUGCAGAUUUACUUUUGUACCACUAAUAACGACUUGCAUUGUACAACAGGCAGACAGUGGGAUACUAUGGACCUUUCACUGAAGUGUAAUGAUAAGUAGUGUCCAAUGUACAAAGUUAUUUAAGGCUACAGGCAAGUGUUCCCUUCAGGUGUUAUGCUCAGGACAAGCUCACGUUCCCAGAACUGUGCUCAGUUGAUCUGCUCCUUGAACCCUGUCAGUCUUUUGAUAUCAGCCAUUUGAUGAAUGAGCUGCUGUAAGACACUAGCCAAGAUCAGAAAUUAUAUUCAGUGCAUCCUGAAUAUUAUCUGGCAACAAAUGAAGUUCAUUUGCUACUGAGAUAAUUAAGCUGUUCCUUGCAGCGGGACAAACCAUAAGAUAAAGUAACUUAAACAGAUUUAUUGUGACCAUAUGUACCGUCUUAUCUUUGGGGGAGAAAUAGGCCUGCAUGACAUCUUAUUGCUGUUCUAUGCAGUAUGGUUAACAGUAUCUGUUGGACUGGUACCUACUGACACUUCUGUAUGAGAAGGUUACAGUUUGUAACCUUAGAUGGCUCCCAUGCUCUUUUGUUCAUUCAGCUAUGCAAUUAGCAUAUCUAUGUUCUAAUGUAAAGUGAACUCAUAAAAGGCUGGUGUUUGUGUCUUUUCCGCAAGGAAUGACAGUCAUUCACCCUAUUUUUUUUUGUUUUUUUUAAACCAAAUUAGCCUGCCAGGCAAUGCACAUCUGCAUCUCACAGCAGUUCAGCCAGUGUACACUGGAGAGAAGCAGUAUCUUUGAGAUGUUUGUACAGAUAUUCCUAAAGAGAGGGUGUCUUUGUGUCAUUCAGUAGCUUUUAUCAAAUUGUCAAAUGGCUUGGAUUUGCAUAAUAAAUUAGAGAUAUUCAAUUAGCUACAUGCACAUAAUUGUUUAAAAUGUGUAAUUUAUUUGCUAAUUCAAAGAUAUUCUAUCCAUGUUAAGUAUUUAACUAUUGAAUAUUCCAGUCAUCCAAAAUUGAAGACCAAUUUUUUGUUUUUCUAUCUGCACUACAGGAAUGUACCAAAUUUAGCUCUGGAUGACAAGUUGUCAGGCAAGACGCAACAACAACACGUUUUAGUUUCUCCUCAUUGUGGUUUUCAUUUAUAUUUCAGUAGAUAUGUAAAAAUGUGUACAAUAUUAACAGAGGGCUAUUCAAUAAACUGGAAAAAUAGA